Messenger RNA from Miscanthus lutarioriparius, 588 nucleotides. The record is from the annotation of a GenBank genome assembly. NCBI's taxonomy places the organism in Eukaryota, Viridiplantae, Streptophyta, Magnoliopsida, Poales, Poaceae.
AUGGCGACGCUGCCGCAGCGGUUCAAGCUGCUGGCGACGCGGUGCGCGGCGGGGGCGCCGAGCCCGUCGCGCAGCCCCGCGCCGGGCUACGCGGGGGCCGCCAGCCCGGGGUACCGCCUGCGCCGCCGGGGGGUCCGGGGCGCCGCCGGGGCCACCACCGCCAGCGCCAGGCGCCGCGGGCGCCUGCGCCGCUUCCUGUGCCGCCGCCGCGGCGGCGAGUCUGGGGUAGAGACGCUGGCGGCCGCCCGGCAGGAGGACGACAGGAAGCCGCUCUUCGGCGGCCGGCCGGGCGGGGGCCGCACGCUGCGGGAUCUGUUCGUCGCGUCCCCGGAGGCCGGGCGCCGCAAAGGCGGGUGCAGCUGCGACUGCGGCGACGACGAGGAUGACGACGAAGAAGACGACGGAAGGGCGGGCGGUGCCAGCUCGGAUCCCGGCGGCGUCGGCGGCGGCGCGUGGCGAGGGGGCCGGAGGUUCGGCUCCGGUGGGCUGCGGAGCUUGCUGAUGCGCCGGAGCUGGCGCCCGGUGCUGGUGGCCAUCCCGGAGGGGGACGGCGGCAGCAAGAUCGAGCUCGGCGCCAUCGAGGAAUAA